UUGAUAGCUGUAUCAACUGAUAUCCGAAAGUAGUGAAAUUUUGGAAAAAUGAUAAUGAAGACAAAUUGAUUUACAUUUAUUGGGCAUCAGUAAUUAGUAAUAUGAUUUUUGUGGUAAUGGUAGAGUUAUGAUGGUUGGGCCUUCAGUCUCUUGAAUGUUCUUAUUCAAGAUUGUAAUGAUGUUAGGGAAAUCCCAUGGAAUGCAUUGAAAAAUGUUAGUGAAAGACCUUUUAAACUGUCUUUUACAGCCUUGUGUUUGUUUUGUGCACACUAAAACAAAUUAUUUUAUUAAGAUUAUAGGGGUGUCUUGUUUAGCAGAUUACCAUCAUAUGGUUUAAUCCCAUGUGUAUAGCACAAUAUAGAUUAGGUUUAGCCAGCAUCCUAUUUUAUGGCAUUUUUGGUGGCUCUCUUGUGCCUGUGUGGUGUUUAUUUGGUCAACAAAUUGAUCAAUAUCUGCCUGGGCCAGCCACUCCCCAACAUAUGGUGUGGUGGGCUAAGGGUAGUUCUCUAGGAUCAAAUAUUCAAAGUGGCUCUUCAAAUUCAAUUGCUAGAACCGCUGUUAAGCUAGCAAGUUAUUGAUCACUUUGUUUGUUCGAAAAUCAUAUUGAACUUUUGUUCCAUGCAAGAUGAAGAAAACAUCAACAACUUAUGCCAAGUCAGUGGUCCUUUAAUUUGAGAGGUAAAUGUGUCUAGCAGCCACUAGGACCCUUCCUUUUCUUAUUUGGAAAUUUUGUUGUUUUCCUUUUUGCUGAAGAAAUUUGUUUAUUUGGAAAUUUUGUUGUUGAAUCAGUUAUUAGCAAAUAUACUCCUUGAAAUUUAGUGUCCUUACCAUGAAGUUAUCAACUGGCACUGGAAUCCAUAAACUGGUUCAUACAAAAAGGUCUCAGUAUGCAUAAGGUCUUAUCUCUUUUAUUAGACUGCAUCCUAUAUAAAUAUAUUUUAUAUGAACUAACAUCCAGGACUCAAGACACAAACAAAAACUGGUAAAUGUUCUAUUAGUUCUGUGUUUGUAACUAGUAUGAUAUGCUUGCCAGGUUAUGUCGAACAAGGAGGCAGUUGAUUUGGUGAAGGGCAUAAAGGAUCCUCAAGCAGCAGCUAAGCGCUUAACGAUGGAAGCAUUGGCGAGAAAGAGUAAAGACGACAUAUCAUGCAUUGUCAUCCGUUUCGGUUGAUGCUACCAAAGCCAUUGGUUGCUUUCAUUUGGUUGGUUUGAUUUUGAAUGUGUAAAUAGGAGAACUCGUACUCUCAGAGAGCCUUUCAUAUGCAAUAACUCUGUUUGUAGAGAUGGUCAAGAGAGAGCAGUGUGAUGCAUUUUUUUGGUCAUGUCCAUACACAGGUCUGAAUGAGGAAUAGUUGUUUGGAUUUAGUUGCUAGGGUGAUUGAUUUGAUACUAGAUAUAAAUAAGAUAUAUGAUAUGGAUACUUGCAUAUUUUGCGUGUCAUAUUCUCCAUCUCCACCAUCUUCUCUCUUCCCCCAAAUCUUCAAAGGAAGUUAAAGUUUCUGACUGAUACACCAGCAACCAUUAUCACUGUCAACUGCUGGUUUGCAAUAUAGAUGGCAAAAUAAU
Messenger RNA from Rubroshorea leprosula, 1566 nucleotides. The record is from the annotation of a GenBank genome assembly. Lineage: Eukaryota; Viridiplantae; Streptophyta; Magnoliopsida; Malvales; Dipterocarpaceae.